AUUUUGGAGUGGCCCACAGAUCUGGCAGUUAGCCCCAUGGACAACUCUCUUUAUGUCCUCGACAGCAACAUUGUGCUGCACAUCACAGAAAACGGUCAAGUGAGUAUUGCGGUGGGCCGACCCAUUCACUGUCCAUUGGCUGGACCGGAGCGUGGCACGGCUGGCGGUCAGAGAGCGCACUUGACUCCACUAGAAUCUGCUGUUUCUAUUGCCAUAUCGUACCACGGUGCCAUUUACAUAGCAGAGACAGAUGAGAGGAAGAUGAGCAGGAUCCGGAAGAUUUCUGUGGAUGGCGAGAUAACACAUUUGGCUGGAGCACUCUCCGACUGCGACUGCAAGAACGAUGCCAACUGCGACUGUUACCAGACAGGAGAUGGCUAUGCCAAAGAUGCAAGGCUGAAUGGUCCGUCUUCAUUAGUGGCAGCUCCAGAUGGGACUCUCUACGUGGCGGACCUGGGGAAUAUCCGCAUCCGCGCCAUCUCAAGAAACGGGCCAACUUUGACUUCCAGUGGCAGCGCAUACGAAGUGGCCUCCCCUGACGCCCAAGAACUGUACAUGUUUGACAUGAACGGUACCCACCAACACACCGCGAGCUUGCUCACUGGCGACCUGAAGUCCACCUUUAGCUACAGCACAGAGAACGACAUCACAGCUGUCACUGACAGCAGCGGCAACACUCUGAGAAUCCGCAGAGAUGCUAAUCGUAUGCCCGUGCGCAUCGUCGCCCCUGACAACCAGGUGAUCUGGCUGACGAUGGGGACCAACAGUGGUCUGAAGACUCUCACGGCGCAGGGUCAGGAGCUCGUGCUGCUCACCUACCACGGCAACAACGGCCUGCUUGCUACUAAAACAUCAGAGAUCGGCUGGACAACUUUCUACGACUAUGACAGUGAAGGUCGGCUAAUGAAUGUGACGUUCCCCACUGGGAUGGUGAACAACCUGUACACAGAUAUCUACAGCGCUUUGAUGGUGGACAUCGAAAGCUCCUUGACGGAGGAGGAAAUCAGCAUCACGACGAAUACCUCCAGCGUUCGUGCCUUCUACACUCUGGCUCAGGGUAAGGCCUCGUGCUAA
This is a messenger RNA of Nematolebias whitei (Rio pearlfish), 1074 nucleotides long. RefSeq names its product teneurin-3-like. The coding region runs from base 37 to 1074 and encodes 345 amino acids. Gene Ontology annotation, cellular component: neuron projection. The record is from RefSeq and is a predicted model, not a curated record. The transcript has 2 exons. NCBI's taxonomy places the organism in Eukaryota, Metazoa, Chordata, Actinopteri, Cyprinodontiformes, Rivulidae. Gene Ontology annotation, molecular function: protein heterodimerization activity; cell adhesion molecule binding; protein homodimerization activity. Gene Ontology annotation, biological process: heterophilic cell-cell adhesion; neuron development.